AUGUCGGCUGCGCCAUCGACGCCACCACGGAACUCUGUCGCGUUCCCGGGGGGCGCGGACGAGCACGCCACGCCGGGAAGGCGCGUAGAAGGGAAGGGCGGGCGGUCGUUGAGCGAAUUGCUCCGACUGCAUGCAGAGAAGGGGACGGACUGUAACUUUACUCCAGAAGAGGCGAAGCAGGUGGGGGAGGUGCUGGGUCAAUGGAUCAACGCUGGAUCUUCGCCAUAUGAAGGGGAGGAUGACUUCUUCUCCCGAGCACAGGACGACUCGGCCAUCCCCUCUUCGCGACCAGCUUCCGCAGUAGACGGUCGUCCUCGUGGUAAGAGCGAGGGCGCCGCACGGAGCGACUCCAAGUCAUGA
Molecule: messenger RNA, 360 nt
Organism: Schizophyllum commune H4-8
Lineage: Eukaryota; Fungi; Basidiomycota; Agaricomycetes; Agaricales; Schizophyllaceae
Exons: 2
Coding region: 1-360 (119 amino acids)
Source: RefSeq, a predicted model, not a curated record